UCAGGGAGCAGGUUCAGGAUGAGGGACGAGGACUGAGGAAGCCAAAAAAAGCUCUAAAUAUAUAUAAAGGUAGAGGAGACAAGCUUGUACACAGAUUAUCUUAUUAAAUAUCUACUCAGAUUGACAGUAAACUCACCACGGGACUCCAGUUACCAUGGUGACCCUGAACGUGGGGACCCUGACGGUGCCGGUGGGCAUCCUGAGGAUCCUGCAGGUGGUCCUCACCUGUAUCUCCUUCAGCCUGGCGGCCUCGGCGGGCCACAGGACCGACUCCUUCUGGGCCUGGUGCAUGUUCAGCUGGUGCUUCUGCUUCCUCGUCACCCUCCUCAUCCUCGUCCUGGAGCUCACCAGCCUCAGCGCCAAGCUGCCCGUCUCCUGGGACGACUUCACCACAGCCUUCGCCAUGCUGGCCACGCUAAUGGUGCUGGCGGCGUCCAUCAUCUACGCCACCUUCUUCACCUGCUCCAGCUGCGGUAAACAGAUCGGUGCCACCGUGACGUCCUUCCUGUCCUUCGUCCUGUACGCCGCCGAGGUGGGUCUGACCCGCGCCAAACCAGGAGAGAUCAGCGGCUUCCUGUCCACCGUCCCCGGCCUCCUCAAGGUGCUGGAGGCCUUCGUCGCCUGCAUCAUCUUCAUCUGCCUGAACCACGCCUUCUACUCCGGGCUCCCAGGGCUCCAGUGGUGCGUGGCCGUCUACUCCGUCUGCUUCAUCUUCGCCCUCCUCGUCAUCAUCUUCACCAUCUGCCGCCUGCUGACUCUCUUCCCGGCUCCCUUUGAGAAGGUCCUGACGGUGUGCAACGUGUUGGCGGUGCUGAUGUACAUGACGGCCGUGGUCAUCUGGCCCUUCUACAGCUUCAGGAACAACCCGAAGCCAAACAACUGCUCCAGAAGAUGUCCAUGGAACGAUUUAGUGGUGAUCAGCUUCAUGACGUGUUUCAACCUCGUCACCUACAUCGUGGACACGGUUUAUUCCUUCAGGCUGGUGUUCUUCGUCAGCAGGACGUAGGCUGCUAAUGUGUCUCUGAUUUCAGCUGAAAGUCCACUAGAACAUGAGCAGAUAAUGUUAUGUAAAGCAUUAUUAAAUAUCUGGAGUUCAGGAGAUUUUGGUUCAAAUGUGUCAACUUCCUCUGCAUUAAUUUCUGUCUGUGUUUAGCAUCUUUCAUCACAUGCAUGGCUCCUUUUUCUCCACACAAACUGGGCUAUCAGUCAGAU
Centropristis striata (black sea bass) is the source of this 1212-nucleotide messenger RNA. Its product is annotated as myeloid-associated differentiation marker-like. The record is from RefSeq and is a predicted model, not a curated record. Gene Ontology annotation, cellular component: membrane. Bases 155 to 1006 code for a protein of 283 amino acids. Lineage: Eukaryota; Metazoa; Chordata; Actinopteri; Perciformes; Serranidae. The transcript is spliced from 2 exons.